This is a messenger RNA of Amoebophrya sp. A25, 955 nucleotides long. NCBI's taxonomy places the organism in Eukaryota, Dinophyceae, Syndiniales, Amoebophryaceae. The record is from the annotation of a GenBank genome assembly.
UCUCAAGUGAGUGUAGAUUCUAGCGCGGUGGAUGAGUAGUAGCUGAUCGCGUCCUCGCUUGGAACAAGUGGCUUCUCCUUGUUCUCAUGCUUAUACUUGGUUGUGGUGACACUCUUCACAUGAUACACACUCUAACACACGGGCUGGGAAAAACCUUGACGUUGCUAGCUCUCGUCGCGAGUCAGGACGAAGAGAAGAGUGGCCGUCUUACCGUCAUUGUGGUGCAGAAGAACAUGCUGUCGACGUGGGAGGAAGAAGUGAGUGAGCGACUAUCCUGUGGCGCAGCAAAGCCGAAGUUUGAACUCUUUAUCGAGCACGACAACAAGAAAGCGCCUAGAGAUGGGCGCAAAUAUCGCAAGAACUCCAUCAUUCUCACGACAUACGAAACGUACGCUCAUCGGGAUGACCUCCAACAGUUCCUAGCCAAGGAGCGGAACAAGCCUCACCGAGUAAUCCUCGACGAGGCGCACAAGCUCGGAAACCGCACCACAAGCAUCUCAAAGACCAUCGGCAACUUAAACUUAAGGCUAAACUUCUGACUACAACUCGCAUUGCUUCCACCUUUUAUUGACUACUGCUCACUACUAAGUCUCAGAGUCAGUGUGGUUUCAAGAGUAGCAGCAUUUUAUUGACUACUGCUCACUACUAAGUCUCAGAGUCAGUGUGGUUUCAAGAGUAUUCUCAUCCUCCAUUGGUGAAGCAUUUCAAAGGGAGGACAGGCUACUUUAUGAUGCUCGAUGAAACCACGACCCAGACGAGGUGGCAAUUGCAACUUGUACUGUUACUGAUGGAAAUUCUAACAGACGCGACUUGCAAGUGGGCCGUCAGUGGCACUCCCAUGCGAAACAAAGUGGAAGAAAUCUUCGGCAUUCUCCGUUUCCUGCGGCUCAAGCCUCUAGAUGACUACGAUUGGUUCCACAGGCUGCUUGGUCGUACCAUCACGGCCCGAACUCAG